Dovyalis caffra is the source of this 1026-nucleotide messenger RNA. The record is from the annotation of a GenBank genome assembly. Lineage: Eukaryota; Viridiplantae; Streptophyta; Magnoliopsida; Malpighiales; Salicaceae.
AUGGAUCAAAUCCACAACGAAUCAAAUUCCUACAAAAAGCUAAUCACAGAUAAAUCAUCUUCAUGGCUUGAAAUCCGAUUAUUCUACGUAAGAAUAACCCCUUGCGUUAUCGAAAGCGUACCCGACCACCUGACCCUUCGCCAUCUCCGCCGUUCAAUCAGCACACCCCUCGAAAUCAACGGCGCAAAAAUCCCCUCCUCCGAUUCCGCCUCCAUAAUCCUCCGUCGCGAUCGCCUCAACAAGGAAUCAUCGGAGGUAACGUAUGUAAGCACGGACAGCGUGCGAGUGACCUGCGGGGUUGAAUUUGAAGUAUUGGAUAAUAAGGAUAUGGUUUUGUGCGGGUCGUUAGAGAGGAUUGAAACGACAUCGUGGGGGAGUAAUGGAAGUGUAGAGGGGUUGGAGAAUGAUGCGAAGACAGGGUGGAGUUUAGAGUGCUGUGUGGCGGCUGGUGUUUUUGAAGGGAAAUCGGUGUUUAAAUCCGGGUUUUCGUCGCCGAUUAUUGAGGUUUAUAUUGCUGGCUGUUGUGGAGGUGUGCCAGUGAUUUUGACGAAGACCAUUUUGGUUAGUCCGAGGAAGAAACCGUCGAGGUAUGCGAUGCUUGAUGCGAUUCCAGAGGAUGAGGAGUUGGAUAAUAGGAAGCGAAACGGCGUUGUAAAUGGUGUUAUCAGUAAUGGGUUGGUUCAACGCAAACUUCAGAUUACUGAAGCUGAAGAUGACGACGACAAUGAGUCAGAUGAGAAAAUUGGAAACAGAUACUACUCAGAAGACAUGUAUUAUGGUGAGGAUGGACAACUCUCAUGGUUUAAUGCUGGUGUGAGAGUCGGUGUUGGAAUUGGCCUUGGGAUGUGCCUUGGUGUUGGCAUUGGUGUUGGACUGCUCAUGCGGUCGUAUCAAGCAACUACCAGGAAUUUUAGGAGGAGGACUCCAUACGAGAAGUGUCCUCAAGUACACUCUGAUUCCCGGACUUAUUUUGUGAAAGGCCUCAAAAACUUGCUUUCGCCAGUGGUGAAUGAAAAAGACAAUUGA